GGCAUGGUAGUUUGCGGUGGGCUCUGGAAGGGUUGUGUGUGAAGCGGCAACAACAGUGAAGGGCUGGCUGGGCUCAGGACGAGAUUGACGUUACUGGUGGUGCUGCUCCUAAUACUGGUGAUACUGGUGCUUGUGUUGGUGGUGCUAUAUUACUGGUGCUAGUGGUGGUGUGGCUACUUGUGUUACUGGUACUGACACAUCUACAAGGGCACGAGGGCGGACGAGAUCAAUGGUUUUCGAGGAUUUGGAAUGGGUUGAAGUUGUCAGGGGCGGCUUUCCCGGACUUCUGAGCGAGUGGCGCGAGGAACAGAAGAAAGUGGACGCGAGGAUUGUGUGAGCUUUACCUGGCUGUGUGUUGCUUGGCUGACGUGAUGGCGACGCCGACGGUGGUGACCUGGGCGUGCCUGCUGGUGGUGCUCGCGGCCGCAGAUGCAGUCCCCCGCCCACAGCCGCCGCCGCUCCCCGUCCUACGUGAAGGCCAACCUCUAGGAAGUGGAAAGCCACAUUACCUCCUCUUGGAAACGCUCAGACCAAGGGCUUCAGCUAAUGACAUCCAGGAACAGGAUUUAGCAGCCUCUGGUGAGCCAAAUGAGCGAUUCAACGAAGAGGGUGUCUGGGAGUCAAUAGCCCUGACGCAGCUCCCUUCGCUCCUCACGUCUCAAGGUUUCACUGAAGGAGCAAAGGUGCCAAAACGGUUGCUCUGGGAUUCAUCUGGGCAAGAGGGGUCAUAUGCUGCCACCAUCAAUCGCCGCAAUGAUUCGAAGAAGAAUGUCCACAGGAGGCAGAAGAGGUACACCAUCAAGCACAAGCUGAGGUCCAUUGCGGUGCCCCUCAGCGUCUUCAACUUCUUGGGCUUCCUGCCGGUGCGGGUGCCCGGGCUGCCAUACCACAACGAACUGCCGUCACCGGACUACGGCCACUACGAGACCAAGUACGAUGUGUACGUCCCCAGGUACAGGAGGCGCAAGACAUUUAGGAGGUUCUGAUAGGUCUUCACCAAUCAAAGUUUUGCGGUAGGUCUCAGAUAAAGUUGAAUAUCCUACCCUUCUUCGCGCCGGCAGCCCCCACACCACCAAAGGCUACGUCAACCCCGCAGUGGCUCAGGACAUUUUCGAGGCACACAGGGGCCAGGAAAGCAGCCACAAGUCGUGCCAUUUGCUCUGAUGCAAGACACGUCAGUCGGGGCACGCAUGGAUAAUACACACGCAGGUACCAAAUACUUUCCUCUCUCUCGAAAUCACAUAACUUUUCCUACACAAUGAUAACAGCAAAAACUGUGUCGACUUGGCGGUCAGGAAAUGUCGGCGUCACAGCGUCUUCUCACGUGCCAAAGAAAUGCGAAUAAAAACAAUUACGCCAGACUCCUCCAGCACAGAAUAAACGGUUGCGGUGGUGGUCAACGUCAUUAGUGAAAGGAAAACUACUGCCUCGGGAAAAAGUCACGCCAGGAUUGGAUGGAGAAAAAAAAAUCUCGGUCUCAUUUUCCCAGCCCGUGAUAAGUCAGCAGGGGCGUGGAUCCUGAGGGCGUAACGUUGUGUUUUUGUUCUUCCCCGCAACGCCGCCGCAAAAGGUGACCAGGAAAUUCGGGCGGGUGUCCAUCAACGAAGUCAGGUAAUUGCCUAUCGAAUCAGCAUCAGCGACCUCAAUCAAGCCCUUGCAAAAAAAAAAAAAGAAACUAUAAACGAACGUGAAUAUCGAAUCAAGUUUAGUCACCCAAGCCUUUAAACCUGUAGUGUAGACUUUAAAUGAACCUAGUUGAAGUUAUCCGAAGUAUGCUGGAGUGACUCGCGGUGUACUGUGUGUGAGGGCGUGCGGGUCUGCUGGGCCCACGCUGGAUGCUUGUUGAUGCUCUCCUGCAGCUCCUCAAAGAGUUACUUAUAAGGACGAGCACAAUGUUGCCCUCACGACUACGAUGGAUGUAAACGAAGGAAUUUUGAGUCUUUCCUUCCCGACACGGACUAGACAAUGAUGACUUACGAUGGUGCUUGUACGUAAAAUAAAUGUUCAGCAACGUU
Messenger RNA from Eriocheir sinensis (Chinese mitten crab), 2015 nucleotides. RefSeq lists its product as uncharacterized. NCBI's taxonomy places the organism in Eukaryota, Metazoa, Arthropoda, Malacostraca, Decapoda, Varunidae. Bases 372 to 986 code for a protein of 204 amino acids. The record is from RefSeq and is a predicted model, not a curated record. The transcript has 2 exons.